This is a messenger RNA of Haemonchus placei, 720 nucleotides long. The record is from the annotation of a GenBank genome assembly. NCBI's taxonomy places the organism in Eukaryota, Metazoa, Nematoda, Chromadorea, Rhabditida, Trichostrongylidae.
AUGGAUCAGUUCCAAGCACUCAUCGAACCAGGCCGCCAGUUUGCGAAAGAUUCGAUCCGAUUGGUAAAAAGAUGUACUAAGCCAGAUAGAAAAGAGUACCAGAAAAUCGCAGUUGCAACGGCGAUCGGCUUCGCUAUAAUGGGCUUCAUUGGAUUCUUCAGUAAUAUCAUGGUGAGAGCUGUUGUGCUGUUUUCUGGAAAGCGGAAAUCUGGGAAAGACUACUGCAGCGAGAAGCUGAAGGCUGCAUUAUCUCCUCUUAAAGUGUCCAUUCAUGGUGUUUCUCAUAGCUUGAAGGCUCUGUAUGCUCAAGAUCAUGGUUUGAAUUAUUCGGAAUUGGUUUCCGAUGGACCUUAUAAGGAGAUUCAUCGUGCUAAUAUGAUAAGAUGGGGUGAAGGUGUACGCAAUGCUCAACCGGACUAUUUUUGCAGGGUCACCAUACCUCCGGAUUGUACCGAUGACGUUGUCAUAAUUUCGGACUGCAGAAGGCCAACUGACAUUGAAUACUUCCAAAGUCAUUACAAUACAUUGAAAGUUCGCGUAACGGCCAGUGAUGAAGAACGGCAGCGACGUGGUUUUGUAUUUGUCGACGGAAUUGAUGACAUGCCCUCGGAAUGUGCUUUGGAUGACUAUCCACAUGAUAUGAUUAUCGUUAAUGAUAGUUCCUGUGAUUUGGACGACCAGCUUAGCAGUGUUGUCCAGAACAUUAAACGAGUUCUAUAG